GAAGAUUCUAUAAAUAAACGAAGUGUGUGUACUCUCGGCCCGACGAAUUUAGAAGCUCAAACAAUCGCUGCGCUGCGGUCAUCGGGACGAUGGAGAAAAGAACUCUGGAAUGAAAAAGAAAAAGACUGACGGGUCUCGGGAAUUCGGAGAAAUACAAAAGCUGAUGCACUCGGAUGCUCCUCGCGGUGAUUGCGCAGGCGCGAGUUGCAGGCGUCCAUGGCUGAAAUUGCAGCCUUGCAAGUUGCAGGUUGCAGACGUUUUCCUUGCAGACGAGAGGAACAGCAGUAGCCACGAAAUACACGGGCCGACUGCAAGUCGCGAGGCUCGGCUCGUACGAGAACGAUGCGGUGAACAAUCUCGUCCACUCCGACGCGUCGAGUUUCUCUCAGGAUUUUCGCAAACAAACAUCGCGAAGUGCGUCAUCGAUUUCGGAGAAAGAAAAGGAGAGCUGCCUAUAGUGAGUGUGUAUUGUCGAUGGUGGUGUAUCCCUGUAUUGGCCCUUGACUACCUACUGCACAUCGCGCACACUGAUGAGCAUAGUAUAGCCCCCCAAAUGCUAGAGUGUCGAGUGACAUUUGCUUACGUAAUGAAAUAUUUCCGCGGCCCCGUGUAGCGCCGUCCACGAAAUCGGACCUCGAUAUACCUAUGCUCUCCCUCGGUUGAACCGCCGGCCACCUCUCUGCCGGAAUCUCGGAAUACAGAAAUAUACACGCGCCACGGCCAGCAAGCUCCAAGUGACCCGAUUCGCUGCGCUCGCGCGAGCCCCCACUGCACGCACAGUCAAGCACACAAGCUCCGGCUAGCCGUCUAAGCUACUACACACUCGCAUAUCCUGACCUUUCUAUACCUGAACUCGUUGGAUAUUUUCCGUCUUUCCGCACUCUCUCUAGCGAUCUCGGAAGAGCCUCGAAGCGAGAAUUAGCGCCGGGCGCGCAAAUUAUGACAAGAGGCAGCAAUCAUGGAAAAUUUCAAUUGGGAUCCUGCUUUGUCCAAAUUACUAAGUGCCUUGGAAGCGAACAGAGCUUCUAUACCCCAGUGCUCCGACGAGGAAUUCAACUUUCUCAGCGAACUCUUGCAGUCCAAGGAACUGAAUGCGUUGGUGCAUGUCUACAACAAAAUACUGCGGAAUCUCAAAGAUGACAAAUUCUUCCCUAUCCUUUCUAAUGCCAUGGAGAUCAAUGUCGAAGUUCUGGGACUCUUAGCAUCCAAGACGCAUGUGUCUGAGGAAUUCAAGGAACUCUUUCAGCUGCUCCAAAAGCCUCAUGUGCAAGCUUUGCUCAUAGCACACGACACGGUUGCUCAGAAGGACUAUUACCCCAGGCUUCCGGACAUUCCUGUGGAAGUGGAUGAAGAUGAAGAAACUGUUAAAAUAGUGCAAUUGGUCAAGUCUGAUGAACCCUUGUCUGAUACUGGCAUUGAACCAAUUAUGGGAGCAACUAUUAAGACUGACGAGCAAACUGGAAAAAUUGUUAUUGCUCGAGUGAUGCAUGGCGGAGCUGCGGACAGAUCUGGUCUUAUUCACGUCGGAGAUGAGAUUCACGAAGUAAACGGAAUCAGCGUCGAGGGAAAGACACCGAACGAUGUUCUAAAAAUUCUGCAAAGUUCCGAGGGAACGAUAACUUUCAAAAUUGUACCAGCGGAUAGUAAAGGUGUUUUUCGGGAAAGCAAAGUACGAGUACGCGCGCAUUUUUCGUACAAAGCUUCGGAGGAUCCAGAAACGCCUUGCACGGAGGCAGGCCUGGACUUUGAGAAGGGUGAUGUUCUUCACAUCGUGUGUCAGGACGAUGCCCAUUGGUGGCAAGCCAGAAAAGAGGGUGACCGCAACAUGCGAGCCGGUCUGAUUCCUAGUCGAGCACUACAGGAACAUCGCAUUAUCAUGCAAAGACAGCAUCUGCAGGAAAAGUCGGACGACGACAAAAUAAGCUUGUGUUCUGUUCCAGUGCCUUUGCCCACGUUGUGCCCCCGUCCCCGUACCUCUUCUUCUUCUUUGCACGAAUCGCCCACAAAAUGCAGUUUGCAGGGAAUAAAAACUAAAAAAAUCAUGUAUGACGCUGCAGAGAACGACGACUUUGACCGCGAAGAGAUAGCCACCUACGAAGAGGUGGCAAAGCUCUAUCCGAGACCGGGUCUCUAUCGGCCGGUCGUCAUGAUCGGUCCCCCGGGAGUCGGCAGGAACGAGUUGAAAAGGAGGCUCAUGGCCACCGACCCCGACAAGUACAAGACACCAGUUCCCUACACUUCGAGGCCUCCCAGACCCGGGGAGAUCGACGGUAAAGAGUACUUCUUCGUCUCGCGCGAGCAAAUGGACCAAGACAUAAGUUCCGGGAAAUUCAUUGAGUACGGCGAAUACAAAGGCAAUCUUUAUGGAACUAGCGCUGAGAGCGUCACCUCGCUGGUGAACGCCGGUUACGUCUGCAUCCUGAGUCCGCAUUAUCAAGCCCUGAAAAUGCUGCGAACCCCGGCAUUAAAGCCUUACGUUAUAUAUAUAAAGCCGCCGCGAUUUGAAAUUCUAAAGGAGACGAGGAAUGAAUCUAGAGCUAGAUCAACGUUUGACGAAACUAAUUCUCGAGGAUUCACCGACGAGGAAUUCGACGAGAUCAUUCACAGCGCCGAGAGAAUAGAGUUCCUUUAUUCACACAUGUUUGACGAAAUAAUUAUCAACGCCGACCUGUCAAUGGCUUUCGAACAACUACUCACUAUAAUACAGAAACUCGAAUCGGAGCCUCUCUGGGUGCCAGCUUCAUGGGUCUAAAUGCGAAUCACACAGUAUAUUCACUCGGUGAAGAGUACCUACCGUCUUAGCAGUCGCGAAUUAUUGUCAAAUCUUGAAAAUUAGGAUGCAUGCUGUCUUGCCUCUUUACUCGAGAUCAAACCUUGAGGAAAAAUACUACUGGUCAUGAUUAAGAAAAAGAAAACCAUUCUUAGUGUGGUUACGUGUACUUGCAACGGAUUCUCUUUUGAUAUUUGUUUCUCUCUCUCUCUCUCUCUCUCUCUCUCUCUCUCUCUCUCUCUCUCUCUCUCUCUCUCUCUCUCUCUCUCUCUCUCUAUCUCUGCGUGUAUAUAUUCUUUCUUCGAUACUGUAUUGUCAUAUCACUGUACCACUAUAGUUUAUAAAUAGCCCUGCAUUUAUCAGCUGUACGAAACAAUUUGCCAGUAGUAAUUUUCGAAAAGGAAUGCGUAAAGGCAGAAGAAAUAUAUCUAUUUUCCACUUGUAUGAUUUCUAUUGACUCGUCAUUGUUGUGACUUUGCGAAUGGGUUCAUGUCGUCGUUAAAAGUCGAGGAAAUAUUGAAAACUUCAAAGCAGUACUUAGAUACAGGUGGAAGAAACCAUAACUUUCUUUAAUAACUCCCUAGGUAGAUGUGUUUCGAAUGCUCCUGUACCGAUCAUGCGCGCUCGUUUACGCGGGCGCGCACGACACUUGCCUUUCUCGUGUUUGAACAGUCGAGUUUUUCUAGAUUAAGUAGAGACGAUCGAACAAGUUUAAGAGCGAUAAGAGUCGUUUUGAAAAUCUAUUAUCAAAGAAAAAGUACAAUAAGCGUAUAAACGUGGAUUUAUAGGAAGUGCGCGCAAUUAGGUUUUAUGUGCAAUGACUUAUACAUAUAUAAAAAAAAUUUUAUCGACUACUCUUAAAAAGUGCAAAACGACACCCACUGCUGUUUUUAAUAAUAUAAAAAAAGAACAACAAUUUUUUUAUCCUACGAAAAUAUCAGUAUACUACACAUAGUGUUCAAAGUAUUGAAUAAAAAUAAAAAAAAAAUGAGGUAAAACGACGAUGAGCGACUCUAUUGUACUUCGUGCCAUACAGUACUUUAAUAGCUUGAAUUUAGUAUGUAUAAUUAUAUAAAAAUGAAGGGGAAAGAAAAGUAUUAAAAUAUACAAACGACUCUCGCCGCAAAUAUCGCCACUAUUGUGAAUAGUGAUUAAAUUUCAAUUGUUGUUAAUUGUUGCCAAAUGCAUACGUUAGAAACUUACGAAGUAUACAUAAUUCAAAGUGUACAUUGUAAAUCAAUUAUUAAAGAAAACCGAUAUAUUAAAAGAGAUAAAAAA
This is a messenger RNA of Nasonia vitripennis (jewel wasp), 4048 nucleotides long. RefSeq names its product MAGUK p55 subfamily member 7 (gene metro). Lineage: Eukaryota; Metazoa; Arthropoda; Insecta; Hymenoptera; Pteromalidae. Gene Ontology annotation, molecular function: protein binding. Bases 959 to 2752 code for a protein of 597 amino acids. The transcript has 10 exons. The record is from RefSeq and is a predicted model, not a curated record. Gene Ontology annotation, cellular component: cell-cell junction; plasma membrane.